CGUCCAGAGGCGGGACUAGAGCCCCUUAACGGACAGCUCUUUCAGCCAAUUCAGAGCCGGCAUCAGGCGCCUCUUCCUGGAAGAGGAGGAGGCCGGAAGUCGGAUUUGGCUGCGGUCGCCAAGGCGGGAGCUACUGUAAACCGAGAGCUGAGGUUCUCCAUCUUCCGCAAUGGGUGAGCCACAGCAAGUGAGUGCCCUUCCACCACCUCCGAUGCAGUACAUCAAGGAGUAUACGGACGAGAAUAUUCAGGAAGGCCUCGCCCCCAAGCCCCCGCCUCCGAUAAAAGACAGUUAUAUGAUGUUUGGCAACCAGUUCCAAUGUGAUGAUCUUAUCAUCCGCCCUUUAGAAAGUCAGGGCAUCGAACGGCUUCAUCCUAUGCAGUUUGAUCACAAGAAAGAACUGAGAAAACUCAACAUGUCCAUCCUCAUUAAUUUCCUAGACCUCUUAGACAUCUUGAUACGGAGCCCGGGAAGUAUAAAGCGGGAAGAGAAGUUAGAAGAUCUGAAGUUGCUUUUUGUCCAUGUGCAUCAUCUCAUAAACGAAUACCGACCCCACCAAGCCAGAGAGACUUUGAGAGUCAUGAUGGAGGUGCAGAAACGACAGCGCCUUGAAACAGCUGAGAGGUUUCAGAAGCAUCUGGAAAGAGUCAUUGAGAUGAUUCAGAAUUGCUUGGCUUCUUUGCCUGAUGAUUUGCCCCACUCAGAAGCAGGGAUGAGAGUAAAGACUGAACCGAUGGAUGCUGAGGAUCACAACAAUUGUACUGGACAGAAUGAACAACAGAGAGAAAGCUCAGGUCACAGGAGAGACCAGAUUAUAGAGAAAGACGCUGCCUUAUGUGUGCUCAUUGACGAGAUGAAUGAGAGACCAUGAAGGGCGUUUCUUUUUCUUUGUGCUUUUCUUUCUUUCCUUUCAUUAAAUAACAUCGUAUGUUAGUUAAUUUGUGCCUGGACAGUCUUAAAGCAAAUGACCAGAAGUCGUGUGAAUGCCUUGACUCCCCAUCUUUAUCUGUUAUGAGAUGUGAGGCAGUGAUUUCACCUUACACAAGCGUGGGCAGAGGAGUGUGCCAGCAUUACUAGAGAAUUCACCUUAAAAAGCAAAGUGUGUGCUGCUGUCUUGUGGAACAUGCCUGUUUUGCGAGUUGCAGUAAAGUGGUGAAGAUAUCCUCAGUAAUGGCAAGCUUUCCUCCUUGAAAAGUAGAUUUGUAAUUUGCUUAAAGAAUGAUAGAUAAAUAAAGGAUAUCAAUAUGUAGAUGUGAAAUUGAAACCUUUAGAUUUAUUUCAGUUAAAAUUUGCUUCAUCUCUGCAGGGCCAGUGGGCCUUGUCCUGGAAGAUGGCAGCGUGUCCAGGUGUGGGGGAGCGGUGCUCCUCUCAGGAAGGAGAGACACCAGACAGACCCAAAUAGCUGCUCAAAUGCUACACGUUUGAAAACUUAACUAUAUGAAAUCAGACCUGUGAGGAUUCAGGUACAUCUCUGGACCCCCUGUCAUAAUGAAUAUUCCUGAGAGUUUGAAUGAAAUGAAAUAUCUGGAAGAAUAACCUGGAUGCCUCUUUGCAUUUCCAGUGUCCAAACCCACACCACAGAGAACAAUUUCAUGGUUUUGGAGUGGGACCCUGGCACUGCUUUUAAGAAAUCUGUAGCUGGUUUACAGGAGGAUUGCAGGAGGAGGAUUGCGUAGGCAGGCCCUACCUGAGUUAGCAUAGUCAUAGUUGGCUUCAUUGAAAGGAUACUGCGUGAUGUUGCGUGACGAAAGUAUAAAGGAACAGGUAAUGCUGAAGGGGGCUGGGUGGGUGUCCGGGCCAACUGGGACUCAGGCUCCAUCCAGACCCUCUCUCCUGUCUGGCUUCUCACUUUUGGCUUCAUUCUCUUAAUAAAUCAACUUCCUUCACAGUGUGGAUGGAGAAAAAGGCUACUCUGAGUUCCCAAGUGUAAACUUUCAGCACCAUUAUCUGGGAUUUGUCUUUCAGUACAGAUUAACAGAAGAGGUGGAAUUUACCAGUCCGCAGUGGGGGAAGUAGGGGCGACAUACCUGAUUUCAGCUGAGCCAGUCAGCUGGAGCCUGGUCCUGUAAGAUGGCAGUGUGUCCGGAGGAGGGGGUGCGCCUUUGGGAAAGGGGAGGCACCAAAUAGACACAAGCAGCUACUCAAAACUAAGUACCUGUACUUCUGAUACAAGAGCAAAAUAACAGGUACUACUUCAUCUUCCCCACACCUGCCUGAGUUCUGCUUUACCAUUCAUUUGUUCUUUCACUGCACACAUUUUAUACUGUCCUUUCAGGCCUAACACUUGUCUAGAUAGUGGCACAGGAAGUGGGGAUAAAAGUAAAAGAAAAGGUAAAGAGAAAGUGAGUUACUGAAGGUGGUUACUUCAUGCCUUAGCCAUUCAUACAUCAUAACGCUCAGAAGCAUCUUGGGCCCAGUUACUUUCCCAUUGCCUGCUCAAAUGCCUCAUCCACAUUAUCUAUCUUUUCAAGUCAUGUAUACAUUUGUCAAAGGUUUUGGAAGAUGAUAUCAUGUGUUGUGCUGUAUUUCAGAAAAAAGUCCUGUGCUGGGCCCUGAAUUCACUGGUAAGACUACAGAUGCCUCAUGAGAAAAUAAAAAGUUGGCACGAUUUGAAGGAGAAAGGCUGUUAUGGCCACUGUGUAGUGAGGGAAGUGUUUGGAGCUGGGGAUGCUGACAUAGGGCAGAUAAAGUUCAGAAGCGUUUGUCCUCAAUGAGGGGAAUCAAGAGCAAACACACAGGGCUUAGUUGACAUUGCUCUAAUCGCCUUAUAUCUAUCAAGUCAUUUCAUCCUCACCACAACCCAGUGAGAUCGGCAUUCUUUUCCAACCAUAUCGCAGAUUUGGAAGCAGAAACUAAGAGGUUAAGUAAUUUUCCCCAAGUGACCAGCUAGUGAAUUGGAGAGGCAGGAUGGAAAUUUCUCUGGCUUCCAGUCUAAGCAUCAGCCUCCAUCCUUUGCCACCUCUCACUGCAUCAUAGUAUCAGUAGUCAUUGGUCAUCAGUAUUGGCACCAAGGAUGGAAUCCAAGAUCUUUGCCCUGAAGUCCACACUCCAAGACACCCCAUGAUUCUGGACUGAGGAAGGGGUAAGUUCGUAGAGCUCCCUCUGUGCAGUAUCUGAAGGUGAGUCUAUGCAUGUAGGCGUAAUCUUGCGAAAAAUUCCUCUCGUGAGGUAUUAUACCCAUUUUAUAGAAGUGAGCUUCAGUGUGUGCUUCCCUGGUGGUGUACAUGGAUGAGAAUCUAGGCCAGGAGUCCAAAAGCUUUUUCUGAAGCCAGUUUCUAAAUGUUUCAGGCAUUAGAGGCCAAGUUCUGUGUCACAACUAGUAAAUUAUAGAGCACAGAACAGCCAUAGGAGACACGUAAGCAAAUGAGCGUGGCUAUAUGCCAAUACAACUUUAUCUAUGGACUUGAAAUUUGAAUAUAAUCACAUGUUAAUGAAAUACUAAUUUUUUCUCAACUAUUUACACAUGUCAAUCAAAAAAUGUAGUUGACAGUUCUAAACCUGGAAUGUUUUUGGAAAAGUGAUGAAAUAAGAAAAAUGAUAGGACUGUUCCUAGUCUAUGAGAGCCUGGGUAGAGAACUCUUAGCACAACUUCUGGUGUUCAGUAAGCUGUCAGAAGUUAGCUGUAUCCUCAAUGUUUUGGUUAUUGCAUUUGGCAGUUUGAAGAGAUGUAGGCACCCCAAGUUUAUUGCAACAUUUACAAUAGCCAAGAGGUGGAUACUACCUAAGUGCCCCUACAGUCCAAUGAUGAGAGGUGGUUUAUGUAAACAAUGGAAUACUAUACAGCUAUAAAACAUGAUCUUGUCUUACAAGUAGAUGGAUGAAUCUGAAGUGCAUUAUGCUCAGUAAAAUAAGUCAGAGAAAGAGAAAGGCCAUGAUUAUACUCAUAUAUAGUAUAUAGAGGACACAGAUGAAAUACAAAAUUAAAAUUUUGGACUAUACAGCCAAUUGUUACCAGAAGGGUCUGAUUGAGGGGGUGGUUUAUCCAGACAUUGGCAUAGAGAAGGAUAGAUUUGACUUUUAGUGAUCUAUGUAUUAUAUACUCACACAGAUUCCCUAUGAUGCACACCUGAAAGUUAUGAAGCGAUAUUAUUCAAUUUAAAAAGGAAAAAAAACCUAGAAUGCAAGAAUUAACAUUUGCAGUGUCAUGUUGCUGCCAGCAGAUGGCGCCAUCAUUCCAGCUGGGAGCUGCAGCUUGCAGAAGAGGGACUCAGAUGGAGGCUCCCAGAGAUGCUGCUAGUGAUUCAACAAGUGAGCCUUGCAGCCUGUACCUGUCUGUGGCCAGCGCCAUCUUUGUCAUGGGGAGGACAGGCUGUGGGUUUUUAAAAAAUAAUCAGUGUUACAUAAUCAGUGAAUAGGCGCCUUUGAUUAGAAUCUAUUGCAGGGCUACCUGGACCAGUGCUGGGGAGUCCUCUGGUGCUAUGGUUAAGACGGGACAGUGAUAGGGGAUGCCUGUCACAUCUGCUUGUCACAUAGACUAAGUUUUCUGAAGUGCAGCAACCCCCAGAUUUGGCAUGAGAUGUUGAAAUGAUGGGGCUCGGGUGGGGAAAGGUGGCUGCAAGGAUGCAUGGUGUCAGAAAUGGAAGAAAAGAUGUGUUUUAUAUUGAGACAACAAAUAGAUGAAGUAUAAAUUAAAAAUUUGGGGCUGUAAAGCCAUUUAAUUGUUACCAGAAGAUAAGUUGGAAAGAGGUAAAUAAAGCAAGACAAAGGGACAGUGGUAUGGGGAAAGGUAGAACUGGACUUUCAGUGUUGAAAUUGAUGUAUAUACUCAUGUUGACUUUCAGUGGUGCAUCUCUGAUGUGUAGGGUGCUAUAUAGCAAUAUUUAAUUUAGAAAGAACAGAAACAAAAACAAAUCCAAAUAUUAAGAACUUUCUUGUAGUGUCAUGAUGCUGCCAGCAGAUGGCGCCAUCUCUGAUUUGGGAGCAGCAGCCUGAAGCAGAGGAGGGGCUGCUAGUGAUUCAACAAGUGAGGCUUGCAGCCUGCGCCUGUCUGUGAGCAGACGUGGGGAGGACAGGCUGUGGGUUUUUUCGAGAUAACCAGUGUUAUGUAGUGAAUAGGAGUGUUUAAUCAGAGCCUUUCUUGCAGGGCUGCCUGUACCAGCGCUGGGGAGACCUCAGGUACUGUAGUUAAGAGGAGAAGGUGACAGGAAGAUGCUUGUCACAUUUGCUUAUCAGAUAGACCAAUUUCAGUGAUGUG
Molecule: messenger RNA, 5194 nt
Organism: Talpa occidentalis (Iberian mole)
Lineage: Eukaryota; Metazoa; Chordata; Mammalia; Eulipotyphla; Talpidae
Gene: MED7
Product: mediator complex subunit 7
Exons: 2
Coding region: 170-871 (233 amino acids)
Biological process (GO): regulation of transcription by RNA polymerase II
Cellular component (GO): mediator complex
Molecular function (GO): transcription coregulator activity
Source: RefSeq, a predicted model, not a curated record